CGCCGUUGAGUAAUAUUGUGACGUAUGACGUCAUGAAUUACGUUUAAUGCGGAAGUAAAAAAAGAAGCUUCAUAUCAUUUCCAGCAUUUCGAGAACGGCUUCGUGUUUACUUUUUACUCGAAUCAAGCAGUCUGUCCAUCAUGCUCGGUGGUGGAUUUAAAGGAGAGAGACUACGAGUUAAUCUCAGACUCGUCAUCAACCGCCUCAAACUGCUUGAGAAGAAGAAAACUGAAUUGGCUCAGAAAGCCCGAAAGGAGAUAGCUGACUACCUGUCGGCAGGUAAAGACGAGCGAGCACGGAUCAGGGUGGAGCACAUCAUCAGAGAAGAUUAUUUGGUGGAGGCCAUGGAGAUUCUCGAGUUGUAUUGUGAUCUGCUGCUGGCCCGCUUCGGUCUAAUCCAGUCUAUGAAAGAGCUCGAUCCUGGGCUUCAGGAAGCAGUGUCCACUCUGAUCUGGGCGGCUCCUCGCCUGCAGUCAGAAAUCACUGAGCUCAAACUCGUUUCAGACCAGCUGUGUGCCAAAUACAGCAAGGAGUACGGCAAGCUCUGUAGGACAAACCAGAUCGGAACGGUCAACGACCGACUCAUGCACAAACUCAGUGUGGAAGCCCCACCAAAAAUCCUGGUGGAACGUUACCUCAUUGAAAUAGCCAAAAACUACAACGUCCCGUACGAGCCGGACGCCAUGGUGCGGCCGGAGGUCGGAGAGGAAGCAGACCUUAUAGAUGUGGACAGUGACUUUAAGAAGCGUGGCGGUGGAGGAGGAGGCGGUGGAGGGUUUACUGCUCCGGCCGCUGCUAUGCCCAUGCCUAUGCCCAUGCCCAUGCCAACACCUACAGCCUUCAGCUACCCUACACCCAAAGGAGUUGAGCCCUUCGGUGCUCCUGCUGGAACCUAUGAUGUUGGCUUUAACAACUUCCAGCCUCCAGUGAGGGGAGGGCAGCCACCUCAGCUCCCCAGCUGCCCCCCAACCUAUGAGUCUAUUGAUGAGUUGUCUCUCAGACCCUCUGCUUCUCCCCAGGUUGUUCCAGGCCCUGGCCCGUCUGCUCACGGCUACGACAACAACGUCCUUCCUGAGCUUCCCUCGGUCCCCGACACGCUACCCAACUCGUCCUUGGGCGGCAAUCCCGGUCCGUCUGACGACAUUGACUUUGACGACCUGUCACGGCGCUUUGAGGAGCUCAAGAAGAAGACCUAAUCUCUCAAACGCUCACAUCUGGAAAUCCGUGUGAUGGAAUCUUCAGGAGAAGAAAAAAAGCCCUGGUCAGAUUAUACACACGACUUCUUCAUCCGAAGCAAUGAUUUUUGAUUACUUCAGACAUCAGUGUAAGAUUUACCUCAUGCGAAAAAAGAAAUGCGCUGCUGUCUUUCUGGUGGAGGUUAUUUUACUCAUAACAUCACAACGUAAAGGAUCAGAUUGAAUUUGAAGACAAUAAGUCCAGACUUUCCCUAGACUAUUUCUAUAAUCCCUUUUUUAAUCACUUUCCAUAUAUGGCCUUUCUGCUAUGUAAUGUAAUGUAUUAUAGCUACAGCAUUGCCAUGCCCAGAUGCUGUGAUGUCAUCACCACACACAACGUAACUUAACUUUUAACUUAACUUUACUGUCAUUCAUAUGGAUUUUUUUCUUUCCAAUGAAUACCACAAGAAUAUGAGUUAAAAAUUAAUAAUAAUAAUAAUAAUAAAGACUUAAGAUGUUAAUAUUCCUUGAGUGUGCAUGCCAUGUGGGACGUGGUAAAUGAGUCAGCUGAUGUUUUUCGUACUAACACAACAGACUGGUUUGACCCGUUGUCUCCGAUUACGCCCAGUAAUGAGGCAGGGACUUUUUCAAAUGACUUAAGUGACCAUGUGACCUACGUCACCGCUCAACAGGGCUGAUCUUGUUCGUCAUGUGACCAGAAUGACACAGCUUUUUUUUUUUUUUCCACUGAUACUAAGUGAAUGAUAUUAAUAUUAAUUGGCAACAGUUUUGAUUAUUUUUUGAUUUGAUUUUGAUUAUUAGAAUACUGAAUUCUAAAAGUAAUUUAUUUAGCUUUUCUUUCUUUUGUCCAGACGAACGCUUUCACAUAAGUACACCUUAUUAUCAAACGACAAACUGACUCACUGGUCUUUAUCUUAAAAGCAAACACUCCUAAUAGUUUUAGCCGUUCAUCAUAAUAUUAUCGUCUUCUGAUCUGUGGCCUUGUCUUGUCAUUUAGGUCCAGUUUCUUAAUGUAUGUUCAUUUUUGGUGAAGGAUUACCUUUUUUAGUUAUUUUCUUGGCUUCUGGAGAGUGUUAUUCAUAGUAUUUUCAAAAUAUACAAAACUAUUUUGUUCCAAAUUCUUUUUUUUUUGUUUUUUUUUUCCUUCUGUUUUUCCCCUGUAACACUACGGCGCAGCAAUGUUUCCCUUCUGCUCAGCUACAGGAGCAAUAUGGUAGCUUUAGCAAUGUUUGUUACUCGUUAUAACAUGUACUGGAAACAUAGAACAGUCAUCUAAUAAAGUAUAUUUGCUCAUAA
Molecule: messenger RNA, 2492 nt
Organism: Tachysurus vachellii
Lineage: Eukaryota; Metazoa; Chordata; Actinopteri; Siluriformes; Bagridae
Gene: ist1
Product: IST1 factor associated with ESCRT-III
Exons: 10
Coding region: 141-1196 (351 amino acids)
Biological process (GO): protein transport
Source: RefSeq, a predicted model, not a curated record